Polyodon spathula (Mississippi paddlefish) is the source of this 2729-nucleotide messenger RNA. Its product is annotated as protein transport protein Sec61 subunit alpha-like 1. The record is from RefSeq and is a predicted model, not a curated record. The transcript has 12 exons. NCBI's taxonomy places the organism in Eukaryota, Metazoa, Chordata, Actinopteri, Acipenseriformes, Polyodontidae. Gene Ontology annotation, cellular component: membrane; Sec61 translocon complex. Gene Ontology annotation, biological process: SRP-dependent cotranslational protein targeting to membrane, translocation; post-translational protein targeting to membrane, translocation. Bases 130 to 1560 code for a protein of 476 amino acids. Gene Ontology annotation, molecular function: ribosome binding; signal sequence receptor activity; transmembrane protein transporter activity.
UCCCAGGCAAAGCUCUUUUCUGUGCGGCGUGUGUGGAGAGCAGUGAUCCGCCCGGACCAGGGGAGACGAGAAGCAGUUUCAUUUCACUAACUGGGACCAGCAAGACACCCGUAUUGGGCAGGAAGCAGCAUGGGGAUUAAAUUUUUGGAAGUAAUCAAGCCCUUCUGUGCUGUUUUGCCGGAAAUCCAAAAGCCGGAAAGGAAGAUUCAAUUCAGGGAGAAGGUGCUAUGGACGGCCAUCACCCUUUUCAUCUUCUUGGUGUGCUGCCAGAUUCCUCUCUUUGGAAUCAUGUCCUCGGACUCGGCAGAUCCCUUCUAUUGGAUGAGAGUGAUCCUCGCUUCAAACAGAGGUACUCUGAUGGAGCUGGGUAUCUCCCCCAUCGUCACCUCUGGUCUCAUCAUGCAGCUCCUCGCCGGUGCUAAAAUCAUCGAAGUGGGCGACACACCCAAAGACAGAGCGCUUUUCAACGGGGCUCAGAAAUUGUUUGGAAUGAUCAUCACGAUCGGCCAGGCCAUUGUUUAUGUGAUGACUGGGAUGUACGGAGACCCCUCUGAAAUGGGAGCUGGAAUCUGCUUGCUUAUCAUCAUUCAGCUGUUUGUUGCCGGUCUGAUUGUCCUCCUGCUGGAUGAGCUGCUGCAGAAGGGAUAUGGCCUGGGCUCUGGGAUCUCUCUCUUCAUCGCCACCAACAUCUGCGAGACCAUUGUGUGGAAAGCCUUCAGCCCCACGACUGUGAACACUGGCCGAGGUACGGAGUUUGAAGGAGCCAUCAUCGCACUCUUCCACCUGCUGGCCACGCGUACAGACAAGGUGCGCGCGCUGCGGGAGGCGUUCUACCGGCAGAACCUGCCCAACCUGCUCAACCUGAUCGCCACCGUGUUCGUCUUCGCUGUGGUCAUAUACUUCCAGGGUUUCAGAGUGGACCUGCCCAUCAAGUCUGCCCGCUAUCGUGGCCAGUACAACACCUACCCCAUCAAGCUGUUCUACACCUCCAACAUCCCCAUCAUCCUGCAGUCCGCCCUCGUCUCCAAUCUCUACGUCAUCUCACAGAUGCUGUCUACGCGCUUCAGCGGGAACUUCCUGGUCAACCUGCUGGGGACCUGGUCGGACACCUCAACGGGCGGUCCGGCGCGUGCCUACCCCGUUGCCGGGCUGUGUUACUACCUCUCUCCCCCGGAGUCCUUCGGCUCAGUGCUGGAAGACCCGGUUCAUACGCUCGUCUACAUCGUCUUCAUGCUGGGCUCCUGCGCUUUCUUCUCCAAGACGUGGAUUGAAGUCUCAGGCUCUUCUGCUAAGGAUGUUGCAAAGCAGCUUAAAGAACAGCAGAUGGUGAUGAGAGGCCAUAGAGAAACCUCCAUGGUGCAUGAAUUGAACAGGUACAUCCCCACAGCAGCUGCGUUUGGGGGGCUGUGUAUCGGCGGGCUGUCGGUCAUGGCUGAUUUCCUGGGUGCGAUUGGAUCAGGGACGGGAAUCCUGCUGGCCGUCACGAUCAUCUACCAGUAUUUUGAAAUAUUCGUCAAGGAACAGAGUGAAGUUGGAAGCAUGGGAGCCCUCCUUUUCUAACCACAACAGAGCGACAAGUUGAUCCUGUACACUUUGCUUUCUUUCCUUUUUUUUUUUUUUUCAAUUAAUAAAUAUUUUCUUACAUUAUCAAAACGGGGAGAAUGUUUUAUUUCCCCCCCCUCGACUCUUAUUGGGGUGGUGAAACAGGUGUACAGUGGCUGUUGCGAUUUGUACUCCUAAUGACACCCCUGCGUCCCAAGCCCUUGAUGGGGGCAGGGGAAGCUGCAUUUCAGUCCAGGUUUCCAGGUGUAGAAACAAGGAGCUUGGCUGCCCCUCUGGCAGGCUGAGCAGUUGUAGUUCUGAUAGUUACUCCAUGAACGUUUCUUCCCAUGUUGAGAGGUGUUGAUACUGCAUGCCAUAUUGGCUUUUCUCUACUUUCAGCUUCUUGUAUUUGUGGUUCUUUGUUUUUUUUUUCUUACUCCACAGUUCUGGUUGAAAGCACAGGUCUCAACUCUCACAGUAUCACGAGUCGCUUCUCCCUAGCGUCCCGCUGACCUGACUGUUCGAGCGCGCAGGCAUGCGGUUAAAUGUUCACGUGCUGGAUCUUUACGAAAUGGGGGCUUCUGCAGUCCUUGGCAAGGUUUUCUGUUUGUAAAGACAUUUGAAAAGCAUGCUGGCAUAGUGUUUGAUAGGAACGGUAAUCCUCCUGUCUGUUCACCAGUGUGCCUGCAUUCUGAAUGCAGUUAAACCAUUUCACAGACACUAGAUCAGAGUCCACCAACACUCAUUCAGGUAAUGUGUUUGAAUGAUAUUCCUUUUGUGUAUACACUAUACGUGUUGCCCAAGGGUAAUUGGCACACACACAAUUGUAUAUACACCCUGUUAUCUGAAUAUAUAUUUUCUUUUAGUGAAAUUUUAAUGCAGUUUAGAAUUGUCUGUGUUUGUAUCAAAUCAACACUGCUGCUAAACACAUAGCAGGAGCUCCCAGGCACGCUGGAAGCAUGGGGUUGUGGUGGCUGAUUGCGGGCCACGGGCCACGGUUUUGUUUUUGUUAUUGCUUUUUGCUGGACGGCUCGUGGGUUUCUGUAUAGCAGUGUACAUGCCACUCCAUGCAUCCCUGCUCAGUGUGAAAGAAGGGCUUUAUACAUUUCAAACUGCAGCAGUCUCAACAUCAACAACAUGCAUUCUGUGCAAAUAAAGAAUAUUCUCAAUAAAACUAAAAGACCAAA